This is a messenger RNA of Balearica regulorum gibbericeps (East African grey crowned-crane), 414 nucleotides long. NCBI's taxonomy places the organism in Eukaryota, Metazoa, Chordata, Aves, Gruiformes, Gruidae. The record is from RefSeq and is a predicted model, not a curated record.
AUGAAUGCUCCCGAAGUGGUUCUUCAUAUCCUAGCAAGCCCAUGCGAUGUAUCUCAGAAAGUAUUGGACUUGAUUCCACGUUUGAAGAUUUUUGACUCGGGCUGCAUGGGCUUCAUCUCCUCCCCUGUUCUCCCUGGGGCAUAUCAGCAAAGCCAGUCCCAAGGAUAUGGAUACAUGCACCAGACCAGUAUGUCAUCCAUGAGGUCCAUGCAUUCACAGCCUCAUUCAGCAGGUCUGAGAACGUACAGAGCUAUGUAUGACUACAGUGCUCAAGAUGAAGAUGAAGUUUCCUUCAGGGAUGGUGAUUAUAUCAUCAAUGUGCAACCAAUUGAUGAUGGCUGGAUGUAUGGUACUGUUCAGAGAACUGGGAAAACAGGAAUGCUUCCAGCAAAUUACAUUGAGUUUGUUAACUAA